Sclerotinia trifoliorum is the source of this 1530-nucleotide messenger RNA. Lineage: Eukaryota; Fungi; Ascomycota; Leotiomycetes; Helotiales; Sclerotiniaceae. The record is from the annotation of a GenBank genome assembly.
CUCGUCAAGCUUAGCUUAGCGCAGUCUUAGAAACAUGAAUCACGUGCAUUGUUUCGUUCCAAAGUUCAUCUCAAUUUCUGCCAGGCAAGUUACGAAAGCCAACAACAACCACCACAUUUUUUGAUCCUACUUCUGUUUUAUGGUUUUUAUUUCUCUGGUUGCAUUGUGCGAACGAUUCAAAUGUCUAAACAAUACUCAGGACCUAUUCCUUCAAAGCUUACAUUACUUGCCAACCUUCUACAGUUUUCACAGGGGGACAAAGUCCGAUUCUUGGGAUGGUAUGAUUAUUCUCUCUUCUGUUUUAUUUCCUUUUUACACCUCAAAUAUCUCACUGUUACUACAAUUUUUAUCAAACACACACAUUAGGAGAAGAAUCCUCCUGAUUUUGCCAAAGCUUGGCUGCUUACCAAGUCUGGGUUGAGCUACCCAAGUACUCGUUGCAAAAAUCCAAAGUCCCUAUAUCAGAAAAAAGGUGAACUGACACCGCACCGUAUAUAGUGUGACAAGCUAUGACAAAACUUCUGCCGUUCUUACCUUGGAACAUAACUUUCCUGUUGACAACGGAUUCAAAGCCUUUGUCAACAUUCAACUUCUGUUGAAUAGUGUACAGUCCCACGAGACUAAAAUUGGAGAGUGGGUCAAUGUUGUGGGUUAUGUAGUCGACAUAGGUGAAUCCCAAGACUCCAAAGUCUGUCUAUCUGGGUCCGGAAUCGCUAUUCAAGCAAUUGUAUUAUGGUCAUCUGGUCCCAUACAGCUCGAUGCGUAUGAAAGAAGCCUUAUGCCCUGCCAUUGAGAAAGCGAAGGCUGUAACGUGCUAGUACAACGCUGGUAGGUAUAGACAGGUCGAAUUUGUCCGUGGUCUGAGCAAGCUAAAGAGUGCAUCGCCAGACAUUUUGCGACUUGCAUAGAGAAGCGGAGGCGUUCUGCCAAAUGUUCAAUAAUCAUACUGAGAAGCUUAGCAUGAUCUCCACCAGCUGGAUUUUAUAUGGUGCAUUGCGCAAGAUUUUCCGUGCCCGCCAUUUUUCUGACAGCCUCAGAGCAGAGGAACUGAUCUUACCACUUGAGGUCGUGCAUUACGAAGUUUCUUAUCUCCCUUCUAUGAUUCAAUCACCACCUAAAUCAUCACAAUUUCAUAGAUCAAUCAGUGAUCCAGUAGCACACACUAUCAUGAAGCUACGCGGCGCGAAGUAUCACCUUUGAGGCUACCGAGACUGAGGAUCGAGGCUUGCAACGCUUUAACACACCAGCUUCAGUAUUCGCUCCUUCCAUGGUCCCAAAUUAUCAAGUUUUCGAUACAGAACGAAUGUCAAUGGCUAUAUUUGAGCUGUGGCAUGGAUUUUAUUAUCGAUAUGGCCAUCACAAAAUUUUAGCCAUGAAGACCCGAUACUCUCUCUGCACUGAGAUAGAAUGCUGCAAUACACGUUUUAUCUCGCUUCUUCCUUGGCUGCAGACCAAUUCAGCCUAACGCGCUAUUCAGUUGAACUUGAGAAAUAGCCUUACCUCAAUGUUGAUGUUCGGGGCUGUGAGACC